Messenger RNA from Caenorhabditis auriculariae, 2091 nucleotides. The record is from the annotation of a GenBank genome assembly. NCBI's taxonomy places the organism in Eukaryota, Metazoa, Nematoda, Chromadorea, Rhabditida, Rhabditidae.
AUGCAUCGUCAGUUAUUUCACGCCCUUCUGGUUCAAGCUUCUGUUCCUUUAUUCGUUAGUUUCCUACCGUGCGGAGUUUCUUGCCUGGCCCCGGCGUUCAACAUUGACCUCCGGAGGUGAGUGAUCAAAUAUAAAACUUUUCUGAAGCCUAAUAUCGAAACUUCAAGCUUCAACUACUACAUCAGUGUACCCAUGAUCAGCGCCUUUCCUGCUCUUGAUCCACUAGCAAUUAUCUACUUUAUUCCACAAUAUCGCAACACUGUCAUCUCAGUGUUUUCCUCGAAAUCCUUGUCGGAUAAUGUCAAAGUUUUCAUGCAAUCUUUUUCAUUGCAGUUGAAAGGAUCAUCGCGAAAAACAAGACCACCUCCAAAAAUUUCAAACAACUCAAAAAUUUGAUCCUUGGUUUAUUUUCUAUCGAGCUUACCUUCUUUCCAAGAAUCGGCUGAGAGUCUCACGUAAACCUCACUUACGAAAUUUUUCAGUGAGAAGCUUUUCCCAUCAAAACGACCAUUAACUGAUUUCUCUCAUCAAGCUUUCACUUUUCUCAAAAAUUAUGUUGCGAGUUUAACUUGACAAUGAGCUUUUUUUUAUCCUUUUUCAAAAAUGAACUUGUGAUACGUGUUUUGUGCAACAGUUGAAAAAAACUGUUAAGAAUUUGUCAUCAAAAAAAUAAUAUAAAAAAAUACAGUCAUGAAGAUAUUCAGUCAUUCUUGACCGAUUUUGAAUCUAUUUUUUUGAGAUUUUUAUAAAUAGUGAGACCUCAAUAUUGCAAAUGAAGUUUCCUAUUUUUUUAUCUUCAUUAUUGGAUACCAGAGAGCACUUUUUGGAAGGACGUGUGAGCCGGAAAUGUUAUUCCUUUUAUUUCGUUCAAAAAAAGAGAUUAAAUAACAAAGAAGCGUAUAAAAAGCAAGUUCUCAAUGUUAGAUCGAAACUAUUCAAUAGUAAAAUUAUUAUUUUCUAUAAAAAUAAAUCGUAUUUGGUCUAUUUUUUCUUUUUUCUCGUUAAAAAUGGCCUACCCGCCACCUUUUUUCAAACGCCGAGUUCGCUAGAUGUUUUUCUUGUUUUUUUCAGAGAUUUUGGAAGAUAAUAAGCACUUGCGAGAUUGAAAUAGUCGCUUGGGAGGAUUUUACUCUUUCGAACUCAUUUCGGUAUAAGUAUUCGAUUUCAAUGGAGACGGAGCGCAAACAGAACUUCACAAAAUGGUCCCCUCAUAUAUUCUGCGUAUUUUCUCUGUUAUUCAACUCUUUGUGGAUCUAUCUACUUCAUUCGAAGAAAACUGUGCUUUUUGGGAAAUAUAGUCACUUACUCACUUGCUUCGCCAUUUUCGACAUUCUAUAUUCAGUUUUCGACAUAUUCGCCCCUUUAGUGAGCUUACAAAUACAAUUUCCGUUUGUUAAGAGAGUUUACAGACCCAAAUACAACAUAAGAAAACGCUAUGCGCCUUGCUGAUCAGCGACUUCAUCGGUCCAGUAAGUUCGAUACGAAUUCACUUCCUUUUUCCAUUAAUCAGUAAACGAAUGAAGUUUCCCGUAUGUCAUGUUUUUAUCCUAAUUGUCUCAUUCUCACAGCUUUUUCUGGAAAUCUCAAAAAUUGUAGCCAUUACACAAGAAUGGAGAGGGAUUAAGAGAGCCUAAAAGCUAAUAAAAAGUGAUAGAAAUCUCUCUCUUUGACCUUUUUCCGGAGAAGAAUGGGAAAAAAGAGCAAAAAAGUUCAGAAGGAGGUAGGUUAAUUAAAAAGUUCGUUAUCGUCAAAAGGCUACAAAGAUAAAUUUCUCAGGAUCGUUUUUAGUACAUUUAAAGUACACCUUUUGAGUUUAAUAAAAAUUUAUUCGCCUCAAAAAAUUUGCGAAACUUUGAACAUUAGUUUUUUUACUUAACGGGCAGAAAGGAUUUUUUUUUUUUUUUUCAAAGAGAAAAAAGUUUCAAAACUAAGAUUUUACAAGGUUUCCCGUCAUAUGUUCCUGAUUUCCAGAAAUCACAAUACGCUAAACUCGGAAUGAUUACCAGAGCGGCCUCUAUAGGACUGACUUUCGGCAUCCUUGAAAUUCACUUCUUCUACCGUUAUCUGCUUCUUUGCAGGUGGGCAGCUUGA